GUUUAUAUCAAUGACAUCAUCUCUAUGUGUUCGGGUGACUGUUCUUAUCAAUGGGAUCCACUGGAGACUCCGGUUAUAUCUGGAAUAAGCCCCACACAAGGAUUUUCAGUAUCAGAUACCAUUCUGACGGUGACAGGUUCCAAGUUUAUGAGUCAAUCGGCCAAUAACAUGACUUCUGUUUCUGUUGGUGGCCGUGCCUGUGUCAUCGUCACCAUAAAUGACACUCAGAUCACCUGCAGAAUUGGAAAUACAACGUCUGGCUCGGCUCCGGUCACAGUCUACGUGCCGGGUGUUGGCUUUGCUCAAAAUACAUUCAACUUCACCAUCCUACCUGGAGGAUCAUUCACAUUUGCACCUCCAUCCGGCAGCACAGCAGGUGGGACUGUGCUCAUGAUAUCAGGCUAUGGAUUCAGUGAAAACUCCGUCGUCAGCAUCAAUAAUAAGCUUUGCCCCGUCUUGAGUGUAAACCUGAACAGCCUCCAGUGCACGACUCCUGCGGACACUGCUGGCUCCUAUAAUGUGACUGUGACAGUGGAGGGAGUGGACAUCACCCUCGGUCCUUUCUUCACAUACGAUACGGCAGUGACACCCGCCAUCACACAAAUACGUCCAGCCAGCACUUUUGCGACAGAAAGUGCCAAUCUCACAAUUUCAGGAAGCAAUUUCCAGACCUGGGACCCCCAAAGCUCGGUGUCAAUCGACAAUGCAGGGUGCAGCAUUAUGAAAUGGACAGAUUCUGAAAUUAUUUGCGUACUACCAGUCCUCCCACCAGGGCUGCAUAAUAUCCAAGUAAAAGUCAAAAACUGGGGAUUUGCCAGCGCCAGUGCUGAUGUCACAACUACCAUUGAGUACGUCCUACAAGUCACCAGCGUACAGCCCCUUAUGGGCUCCCUCUAUGGCGGCACCAAGCUGACUCUCACUGGGUCAGGGUUUGGCACAAAUCCUGAUGACAUCCAAGUUUUAUUAGGACAACAGGGAUGCAACGUCACCGAUGUGGCCCAGGAUCGACUGGAGUGUGUGGUGCAGGCACCCGGAAAAGUGUACACCGUGACCAACCUGGGCACAGAUAUAGUCAGAGGCGUCGGCUACGCUUGGGCUCCAUCGUCUUUGGAAGUCUUUGUUGGAGACACGGUUCAAUGGCAGUGGCAGGCUCAGUCCCUCACUGGUGGAAUUGGCUACAGAGUUUUCAGCGUCUCCAAUCCUGGUGACACCACCUUUAGCGGCCAAGGAUUUAACAGUGGGCCGAGCAGGACUCCAUCAGGAUUUUUCUCGUAUGAGUUUACUGUCCCUGGCGUAUAUUACUACAGCAGUGGCUAUAUAGAUAACGCUCAAACAAUAGCCAUGCAAGGAGUGGUCACCGUUAAUCCCCUACCAGAUGACCAGGAAAAUAUUUUCAUCUCAGUCCUUGAAAUAGAAGCAAACUACCAACCAAGUUCCUCUCCUUUUCCAAUGGAUGUCAAUAAUUGUACUGCUGAGCCCCUGAACUGCAGUCUGCCUUCCUUUUCCAAUUCAAGUGCGGACGCCUUCAUAUUCCAGUUUUCCAGCUGUGAGUCUCCGACAGUAACUGCCAUCAGGCCCUCCAACGGAACGAUCCACGAUGUGUUAAAUAUUAAGGGAACGGGAUUCAGCAGCUCCGCCUGUGCCAAUGAAGUCACUGUUGGAGGUCACCCAUGUGAGGUCAUCAACAGCACAUUCACAGAAAUCAACUGUUAUGUCAAUCCAGAAGACAUUCUUCCAGUGGGUUUUGCAGAACUUGUGUCCGUGACUGUGAAUAACCGGGGCAAUGCCAUCAGCACAAUCGUCAAUGAGUUUGAUCGUCGAUUCGUUUUGUUACCAACUGUCGAUUCAAUCAGCCCCAGUGCGGGGUCUACCACAGGAAACACAAGGGUGACGAUACUCGGGUCCGGGUUUUCAGGCUCUGUGAUCGUCACUGUGGUUGGCAUGCCCUGCUCCAUUGUGUCAUUCAGCUACACAAGUAUCAUCUGUGAUACGGCGCCCUCUGCUGAAAGUGCAGGGAAUGUUCAGCUAUCAGUGAAUGGCAUCCCUGCUGCCUGUUAUUCGGACUGCAAGUUCCAUUACACAGAUUCCUCCCUUCCUCAGGUAGACAGCGUCUCACCAGACACAGUAGACAGCAGCUCUGCAGUCCUUUCUAUUAAUGGAACAGGCUUUGGGAGCGACCCAGACGAUGUGCUCAUUUUAAUUGGAGACUUCACUUUUCAUCCAAGUCAGGUCACAGAAACAGAAAUCACCUGCCCCAUUGGGCCACUGCCAGCUGGAAGUUACAUUUUAAACGUUGUGGUGAUGAGCAAAGGCCUAGCCGCUGGAAACAUCGCCAUAUUCAGCCUUGCGACUGCUACGCUGUCACCGAAUUCUGGAAGUAUCCUCGGUGGGACGACACUCCUCAUUACUGGGAAUGGGUUUUACCCUAACUACACCACAGUGACUGUAGGGGGCAUCCUCUGUGCCAUCACUAAUAUAACAACAAGUGAAGUGAAAUGUACAACCGCAGCCAACAACCAAGGAAACGCAAAUGUGAAUAUCCAAGUCCUGUCAACCGUCUACCCGCCGUUAUACUUCAUGUACUCUAUGGACAGCACUCCGGUAAUCAGCUCAGUGGACCCAUCAACAGGAUCAAGUGGAACGAACAUUUCCAUUUCUGGCUCUGGGUUUGGCUCAGUGGCAGAUGACAUUGUAGUGACCAUCGGUGGCACUCCAUGUGCUCUUCUGGAAGUCAAUGACACUGAAGUCCAAUGCACUUUGGGCAGCCAUUCGGGAGGCACCUUUGCAAUCACACUUUUCCAUGUGAUAAAGGGAUAUGCCAUGUCAAGCAUUUCCUUCACCUAUAAACUCGACCUGAAAUCCGUCUCCCCAAGUCAAGGAAGCUUUGGAGGCGGAGCCAUUCUGCAGUUGUCAGGUGAUGGAUUUGACAAACAGCUGUCGGCCGUCUUUGUGUGUAAUACUUCGUGCGUCGUGGAUUCACUCAGGUCUUCGUCCACCACUCUGUACUGUGAGGUGCCACUUUCUAAUGGCACAGGAUCGAGCCAGGGCUGUGACGUGACAGUUUACAAUGGCAAUAAUUUGGUGAUGUUGUCAAAUGCCUUCACUUAUGAGUCAUCGCUGACCCCUGUGGUUACCGCCGUGACUCCAAGAAGAGGUGGCACUGGAGGUGGCACAAAGCUCACCAUCACCGGCUCUGGAUUUGGUUCCGACAUUGAUAACGUCGUGGUCACUAUCGCCAAAACACCAUGUAAUGUAACAUUCAUAAAUGAAACUGAGAUCAUCUGCAUCACCGAUGGCCAACCACAGUCUCAGAGAACCAAAGUUAAGGUGAACGUUGGCGGCAAUGGAAUCGCAAAACUGGACAACGCUGAUUUCUUUUACAUUGAUGUCUGGUCCUCUCCAUACACAUGGGGUGGUGAAUCCCCACCGGACGACGGAUCUUUUGCUGUCAUCACACCAGGGCAGACCAUCUUACUGGACACCAGCACAGCCGUCCUAACAAUGCUUCUCAUUCAAGGUGGAACUCUGGUGUUUGAUGAGGUAGACCUCGAGCUGAAUGCAGAAAAUAUCCUAAUUGUGGAUGGAGGCACACUGCAGGUUGGAACUGAACAAGCGCCGUUUCAGCACAAGGCGAUCAUCACCCUGUAUGGCCAUCCCCUCUCUCCCGAACUCCCACUCUACGGGGCCAAGACGCUGGCUGUCAGAGAAGGGACGCUGGACCUCCAUGGUACACCCGUUCCAUUCACUUGGACCCGACUGGCUGAAACCGCUGAGGCCGGCUCGACCACCGUGCAGCUCCAGAAUCCUGUAACAUGGAAAGCUGGUGAUGAAAUUGUCAUUGCAUCCACCGGCGACAGGCUGAGCCAGAAUGAAAACGAGCUGAUGGUAAUUGAGUCCAUAUCCUCAGAUGGAACAACGGUGAAUCUGACCAACCCCCUCAUGUAUACACAUUUAGGAGUUUCUGUCAGAACACAAGACGGACAACAAUUUGAAGCGAGAGCAGAAGUUGGACUUUUAACUCGUAACAUUGUCAUCCAAGGCUCAGAAAAUGUCGAGUGGGAAGACACCAUACCACCUUGUCCUGAUGGAUUUGAUCCUGGAGAAUUUGCUGUGCAGACCUGUUUUCAGGGAAAAUAUGGUGAACAAAUUGGCAGUGACCAGUUUGGUGGGUGCAUCAUGUUCAGCACACCUCAGCCUAAUCAGAACUCUGCCAUUGGCCGAAUUGAAUAUGUGGAAGUAUAUCACGCUGGACAAGCCUACAGACUUGGGCGUUACCCUAUAAACUGGCACCUCAUGGGAGACCUUAAAUUCACCUCUUAUGUCAGAGGCUGCAGCAUUCACCAGACGUACAACAGAGCAGUCGCUAUGUACCAGACCUCUAAUCUCUUAGUUGAGAGAAACGUCAUCUACGACAUCAUGGGAGGCGCGCUUAUCUUUGAAGAAGGCAGCGAGACAGGAAAUGUCCUUCAGUACAACCUGGCAGUGUUUGUGAUGCAGAGUACCAGUCUCUUGAACGACGAUAUCACACCAGCUGCCUUCUGGAUAAGCAAUCCCAACAACACAAUUCGGCACAACGCAGUAGCUGGAGGAAGUCAUAUUGGCUUCUGGUAUCGACUUCAAGACAGCGUCAGUGGAGAACUGCAUGACGCUAACAUUUGUGAGAAAAAUGAGAUACUAGGACAGUUUUAUAACAACUCUGUUCACUCUCAAGGCUGGUAUGGAUUGUGGAUUUUUGAACAAUAUUACCCAAUGCAACAAGGGUACUGCUACUGGAAUAAUCCCCAGCCGGCUGUUUUUGACUCUCUGACGACUUGGAAUUGUCUGAAAGGAGCCGAGUGGCUCAACGCCGGAGCACUGCAGUUCAAGAAUUUCCUGAUGGUGAAUAACGAACUUGCUGGAAUUGAAACGAAACGACUUCAAACUAGCUAUGUUACUGGCUGGGGUGAAGCGGGUGGUGCCAUGAUCAUGAAUUCCACUGUGAUUGGUCACUUGGAUGAACUCGGCCUUCUGCCCGGCAACUGCACUCAGAGGGGAAUUGUACUUCCAUUAGAUGACGGACUGACUGUCGCAGGAAUUAAAUUUAUCAACUUUGACCGCCCAAGCUGUGCUGCCAUUGGCAUAUCAGCGAUUGAUUCAAGUUGUGGGUACAACAGUUGUGGAGGCUGGAGAGUUAAAUUUAGUGGAGUUCAGUAUUUUAAUGCCACCAACAAGGCCGGCUUCACAAAGGAGCAUGAAGCAGCUCUGAUUGACACUGACGGGUCUCUUACAGGACAUGCUAAUAACACGGUGAUACCUUACAGCGCCCUGCUAGACCCUUCUCACUGUCGACUUCGAGUGCCGGAGUGGAGCACGGGCUACACUGGCUCAAUCUGUGACUCCACUGUCUCUUUCCAUCACUUGACCAUUUCGCCAUAUUGGUAUUUAUCAAUGCCUGUGCUCCUGUCCGACUCCUUUGGUACCAGUAUUGUUUCUGGCUUGGCGCUCAUUCCUGAUGGGCAGACCUUUAACUGGACAUUUCAGAAUUUCCCAAUUUUAGGACCCACCAACAUCUGGUUGUAUUGGGCGAACUUCUACGGAUUUAAGAAUUCCAGUUUUGUCAUCAUCAGACACCAAUGUGCCCAGAAUUAUGAAGGCUAUAACAUCGUCGAUACCAGGAAGGGACUGACACAGCCUUUGAACCAGAGCAGUAUGAAUGGAGACUGGUACUUUGACACCAAUACAUCCACCGUGGACUACAUAAUUUCAGGAAAUACAAACCCAGGGAACUGGUAUAGCUCAAGUCUGGAUCCUUCAGAAGAGAACAUAAAUGUACUCUUCAGGAUUAAUCAAUGCUACUUCAUAAGUUGUAAUGGAGGAGGAGGAGGAGGAGGAGGAGGAGGAGGAGUGAUUCCUGUAACAGCCCCACCACCAAGAACGAGUGGAAUUACCCUUUGGUCCAACACUACUUUCUGGUUGAAUUCAGCAGAAAACAAUUACGCCGUCCCAGUAACUGGUUCCAGUGUGGUGAUUCCAAGAGGAUGGUUGGUGGUAAUCGACAUUGACAUCCCCACGCUAAGCAAACUGAGUGUCUAUGGCACACUGGAAGUGCCAACCAACAUAUCGAAAUACGCAUUGUGGGCUACAAAUGAAACGCUGCCAACAGAUAACAACAGGACUGUCAUCAUCAGGACCACCUACCUGUAUAUUCAGGGUGGUACGUUGCUUGUGGGUCAACCAGAUGAACCCUUUCCAGGUAAACUUCAGAUCAUUUUUACCGGGAACAAGCUGACACCAGACUGGCAUUUGCCAGAAGGCUUUUACCUUGGAGCAAAGGUUCUGGGGGUUUUCGGAACCCUAGAUCUCCAUGGCAAGCCUCACUCCAUAUACCGGACAAAACUUGCAAUGACAGCGAAUGCUGGAUCCACAUCGAUUUCUCUCGCAGACGCUGUCGACUGGCAGGUUGGAGAUGACAUUCUGAUUACCACAACCAGCUAUGACCCCUGGCAGGCUGAAACAAGGCAGAUCGUCGCCAUUUCCAUGGAUAUGAAGACCCUGAUCCUUAACAAUUCGCUCUCCUAUGCACACAUUGCUGAAACCUACUAUAUCAAUGAAACAAAUCAGCAGUAUACUCUGGCAGCAGAUGUGGGACUUCUCAGUCGAAACAUCAAGAUCAUUAGUGAAGAUUACACAGGCUGGUACCAGGAGUCGUAUGGGGCCAGAGUGCUUGUGAACUUAGGAGCCGCAAGACUCAGCAAUGUUGAGUUCUAUCACACGGGACAGAAUGGCUACGUAUCCAGCAGUGACCCCCGAUUUUCAGUGGUCUUCAUGAACAUGGGGGAGAUUUCUGAAAAUGAUACGUCUUACAUCCAAGGCUGCUCUUUCCACCAAGGUUUUUCACCAGCUAUUGGCAUCUUUGGAACCAACAAACUGAGUGUAGAUGACAACGUCAUUUAUUUCACUGUCGGCCAAGGUAAUGAAGUAUCAGUUAUUGGUAGCACAAUUCGGAGAAACCUUGUGGCUUUGACUGUGUGGCCGGGAUCAUACCAGGGAAAACAGCCAACAUCUUACACCCUGUGGCAUGCAGCCAUUGAGAUUAACCAGGGAGCCGACACUGUGCUGCAGGACAACAUUGUGAGCGGUUUUGAGAGAAUCGGAUAUCGCAUUAAUGGAGAGCCGUGUCCAGGCACGUUCAAUCCAGCUGAGACCUGGAGUAACAAUGAGGCCCACGGAGGCCUGUAUGGGGUCUACUUGAAUGGAGACGGCCUGCCAGAUUGCACCUUCAUCCAGGGAUUUACUGUCUGGAAAUGCUGGGAUUAUGGAAUUUAUUUCCAGACAUCCAUGAGUGUGCAGAUUUCCAACGUAACGUUAGCGGACAAUGGAAUGGGCAUCAUGCCUAUGAGUUACACUCCACCUUCCGUGUCUCACCAAUAUUCUAAUAAGACCAUACAGAUCGAGAACUCCCUAUUUGUGGGGAGCAGCCCAGACUUUAAUUGUUCAGAUGUUCUUACUGCCAAUAAUAUUAAUAUUCAGUACACACCGGGACAGAGGAGCCCAAGGCCACUUCAAGGUGGCAGAAGUGCAGUUGGUUGGCCGACUUUUGCCUCACAGCAAAAUGGGGCGCCUGCUAUGCCUCACGCUGGCUUGACAAGCUACACUGCUAUUAGUGGACUCGUGACAAUUAAAGACUCUACAUUUGCUGGUUUUAGAAGUGUCUGCUCUGGGCAGAUAAACAUCAUGUUCAUUACCAAUCCUAACAACGAGGACAUGCAGCAUCCAAUACAAGUAAUGGGGAUUCAAGUCGUCAACAGCACUGAAAACGCCGUCGCCUUCGUACACCGACCUGACCUCAGUCUGGUGAACCCCUCUAAGUGCGUUGAUAUGACUUGUGAUGCGAAAAGGAAAACCCUGCUAAAAGACCUGGACGGAUCCUUACUGGGCCAGAGUGGGACAGUCGUUCCCCAGUCUGACUACCAGUGGGGCGGCGACACCCGCUAUGGUCUUGGGGACUACAGAAUUCCAAUAGUCAUGCUGACCUACCUGAAUGGCAGUCGGAUUCCUAUUAAUGAAAUUGCACCAAAUAAAGGUGUAAUCAGAGACCCCAGCUGCACUUACAUGCCAAGCUGGCAAAGCUACAAGUGCUUCACUCUCGACUAUGAGAUAUUGGUGAUCGAAAGUCUUGACAGCGACACGGAGACCCGACGACUCUCUCCGCUGGCAGUGCUUGCAGACGGCUAUGUGGACCUGCUCAAUGGUCCCGAAGAUCACAGCUGGUGUACGGGCUACAGCUGCUACCGAAGGCUUUCAACGUUCCACACCAUUGUGGCCACCAACAAAUCCUUUUCGGUUUACUUCACAAGCACCUCUCCUCAGUCUCUUCGACUGAUGCUGCUAAAUGCUGACAACUCCAAGGCUGUGCGUGUGGCCAUAUUUUACUCAAAUCCUCAGCGCUUAGACGUUUACGCCAAUAAUCAACUGGUUGCUCCGACUAAUGCGGUAUGGAACAGCAAUCACACCGAUUACACUCUCAGCGCCCCGACUUAUACUGAUCAGUUUGUUCCUCAAAUGAAUUCCACGAUUUCUGGAUCGAAUUACUUUGACAGCGACUACAAAAUGCUAAAUAUUUUAGUCCGAGGCUCGACUCCCAUUAUGGUCCGCACAUCACCACUUCUCUUUAUUUCAUUCAAUAUGCCCUUCAUGACUGUUGAUCAGUUUUUUGGUCCACACAUUAUCCAAAACUUAGCUGCUUUCCUGAAGAUCCCUGCAAGCAAGAUACGCAUCACCAAAAUAGUUCGAGCGAGUAGCCGGCGAAAGCGUGAUACUGGGAUGACUGUGAACCUGGUGAUAGCAGAGCCGCCGAGUCAACAGGCCACUCAGACGCCAACUGCAGGGCAGCUACAAGUUCAGGAUCUGGUAAAGAUUGCGGAUACCGUUGGACAGCUACUCAUUGCUGGAAACCUCAGUGCAGCCGUUGGGUAUAAUGUCACAUCUGCUAGCAUCACGAGGCCACCACCGACUCCAGGUACUCCUGCAUGGGCUGAGAUGGCAUCUGCACCAGUGACAAUGAGAGGCAAUUCGACUUCAAGUUUUUUGUCGACUGUGACCAGUCUGGUGAUUGUCCUGCAGCCAACCGUGGGACAGCAAGGAGGUUUACUACUUCAGCAGCCGUCCAUUAUGGCCGUGGACCAGAAUGGUGCCUGUGUGUCUGUCGGAGUGACGUCCUUUGUCCUGACAGCAACUUUGAAAGACCUAAGUGGCCAGUACAUUACUGGUCUUGAAGGGAACACCACAAUCCCGUUUUCUGAUUGCUGGGCAAAUUACACGGACCUUUACCUCACAGUCAAAGGCAGGUGUCUCUUGUAAUACCACAGCCACUAAGCUGUCAUGUUGAUGGGUACACACUUUACAGAGAAGAUGCCAUAGGAAAAGAACUAGGAACAUCCUUUAAGAUCGCAUGAAGCGAGGUCAGCAUCACACAACUCGACUUUUAGUCACAGAGCAUGUCACUUAAUGAGUACCGUGAGGAUGUCACAUUUCACAAAUAGUAGUUGCAGGGGAUAACGGAUUACACGGCGUAACCUGUGACUCGUUAUCCCCAGUAGAUCAAAGGGUAGGGCUUUGAUCUUACCAGACAUUACCUCAGUGGUCCUCCAGGGUUUCCUCCUCCUUCUCCACCAUAAGGAAACAUGAGAAAAAAAAAAAAGUUAGCUGCAGUGUGACACUUAACACCUUUCCCAUAUUUGUCCAGUGCAAAUCAAUCGAAAGCUCCUCAUAGCCACAAACAUACAUAUUAGUAAUAAUAAUGAGGCAAUAAUUAUUUUUAAUGCAAUAAUUCUUUUUCAGAUUUCAAAGAUUGGUGCAUCAAUUGUUAGUUUAUAUCUGGUUUUCAAAACGUAUUUUAAAAAUUCUUCUUGCAGGAAAGAGUGUGAUAAUGGUCUUCACGAUGAACAACAUCGAGUCGAUGUCCAGAUCCCUCUCAACUGAUGCUGCGACCCCUUUGGCGACCAGCAGCACCACAACGAGCACCACGACCAGCACAGCGCCGAGCGGCUCCAGCUCGCCAUUGAGCAGCUCCAGCUCGCCAUUGAGCGGCUCUAGCUCGCCGUUGAGACCCUGGCCCGCGUUCAUCGCUGCUCUUCUGGGUCUGCUCACCUUCCUGUUGUUCAAAGGAUAAAUGGCCCGGCAGACUUAAGAAAGGCGUAUCGUUAUCGUUUCAUCUGUGCAGGCGUUAUUGAAUGAUUUCUUAAAUAUAUCCGUUAUUUUACAGAGUUUUGCUUCCAGCCUAGUUAUGAUUUAGUUAUAAAUAUUAUAUUUGUGUGAAUGCUUACUGCACAUGGGUACACUAAUCAUUUGUGUAAUGUACUUGAUUCUUCUUCCUGAUCUGAAGAUGAUUUGUGCUUUGUGAAUCUGAAUGCACUUUAAUAAAUCUGUUUAUGCUGA
Erpetoichthys calabaricus (reedfish) is the source of this 10416-nucleotide messenger RNA. RefSeq names its product fibrocystin-L-like. The coding region runs from base 25 to 9339 and encodes 3104 amino acids. The record is from RefSeq and is a predicted model, not a curated record. The transcript is spliced from 50 exons. NCBI's taxonomy places the organism in Eukaryota, Metazoa, Chordata, Cladistia, Polypteriformes, Polypteridae.